AGGCACGAUAAUAGAAUGACAUAACCUGCAUGUAUUACUAAGCAGUUCCUGAUUGUUUUUUUUAAAAGUGAGACCUUUCAGUAACGUAGUACGUUAUUUUUAAAAGGCCAAAAAAAGAGUCAUCUAUUUUUGGCCUUGUGAUUAUACAAAAAACACUGAGGCAUCUUUUUUAAUAAACGCGGAUAAAAUAGGCUCCCCUUUUCACCUGCUCCUCAAGAAAAUAAGAUGGAUGUAUAUCUAGCGUCCCUUAUCCUUUUAACUGACCAUUAUUAAACAUGCGGGGUGUCUGAAACGUUUUGGAUACCUUGCCUGUAUGAUUUCGGCUGCACCACAGACACAUCACGUGGACCAUGCUGCUUGGGGACAGGAGGAGUGCUCAAUGUCAAUUUCGUGUUCCCUUUCUCUAUUAAUUUUUUUUUUUUUUUAUUUAUUUAAACAUAAAAAAAAAAGAGAUGGUGUCUAAUUCUUUUGUCAAACGGUUUCGAAAGUUAGAUGCGUAUGCAAAGACCUUGGAUGAUUUUCGCGUACGAACAGCCACGGGUGGAACUGUUACCAUGAUUAGUGGAUUCACCAUUGCUGCCUUGAUCUUGUUUGAAGUGGUUCGAUACUUGACACCUGUGAUGCAGUCCGAGAUUAUGGUUGAUGGUGGUAUUCAGGAAAAACUGCCUAUUGCCCUGGAUAUUACGUUCCCUCAUAUUCCUUGUUACAUUCUUAGUUUAGAUGUAAUGGAUGAAAGUGGAGAACAUGUUGGAGAUUAUGACCACGAUGUUUAUAAGGAAAGACUUGACUCAAGCGGAAGAGCUAUUGUCAAAGCUAAAUCAGAAGAUUUGAGUAACAAGGCAGCAAAAUUGGCAUUAAAGCAUCAAGGGGAAAUGCCAAGUGAGUACUGUGGAUCAUGUUACGGUGCCCAUUUUAAGGACGAAGAGAAUUCAUGUUGUAAUACGUGUGAGGAUGUUCAACGUGCGUACACAGAUCAAGGAUGGGUCCCCGAUACGGAUACAUUUGAACAAUGUAUUAGAGAGGGAUGGAAGGAAAAGACCAAGCUUCAAUCAAGAGAAGGCUGUAGAAUGCACGGUACCUUGUCUGUUAAAAAAGUGCGUGGUAAUGUUCAUUUCUCUGCUGGUAGAGCUUUUAGUCAUGGCAGCUCUCAUAUUCAUGAUAUGAGCUCAUUUAUCAAUAACGGCGACGGACAAAACUUUAUGCAUACCAUCAAACAAUUGGAAUUUGGAUCUCAUGAAUAUAACACACAAAAGCAAAAACGUACAAAAGCAAGUGAUAUCAUCAAUCCUUUGGAUAAUACCAAUUGGGGAACCACACAGACUGCUAUGAUGUAUCAGUACUUCUUGAAGAUUGUACCCACCGAGUUUGCAUUUUUAAACGGUAAAGAAGUACGAACAUUCCAAUACUCUGUGAGUAAACAGGAUCAGUUUAUACGUCAGAACACCGGUGGACUCCCUGGUGUGUUCUUCAUGCUUGAUCAUUCUCCUAUGCGUAUCAUUUACUCUGAGACACGACCCACUUUUGGCAGUUUGCUGACUAGUAUUUGUGCAAUUAUUGGUGGCAUUUUUAGUGUUGCAAGUAUUGUGGACAGUGUCCUUUACAGGGCAGAUAAAAUUACAGCCCAAAGAAAGGCCAUGUAGGAGUAACCAAUAAAAAUAUAUAUAUAUAUUGUGUAACUCGUGUGAAAAAUAGGCUGUUGUAACGAAAUCACCCGCUCUUUCCGAGUGAUCCAUUAUUUUUUUGUGUUUUUGUUUGUCCACUAUUUACAUUGAUGCACAGACAAUGACUGUUGCCUAAAAGUAAAACAUCGUACGUGUUUAUUUUUGUAACAUAAUUUGGGUGUGCAUUAAAAAAAAAAAAAAAAAA
Molecule: messenger RNA, 1866 nt
Organism: Mucor mucedo
Lineage: Eukaryota; Fungi; Mucoromycota; Mucoromycetes; Mucorales; Mucoraceae
Product: endoplasmic reticulum vesicle transporter-domain-containing protein
Exons: 6
Coding region: 453-1640 (395 amino acids)
Biological process (GO): retrograde vesicle-mediated transport, Golgi to endoplasmic reticulum; endoplasmic reticulum to Golgi vesicle-mediated transport
Cellular component (GO): COPII-coated ER to Golgi transport vesicle; endoplasmic reticulum; Golgi membrane
Source: RefSeq, a predicted model, not a curated record